ACAACAAUCCCUUGCUCUCCCUUCCCCGCUCCCUUGCCCUUCUCUUCUAGUUGAUCUGAAGUUUUCUAUCCGCAACCCCGUUACCUUUCUUUUGCUGCCUUCGAUCUUUUGCUCCAUAUUUCCAAAAUUCCAUGUUCUUAUCGACUUGCAGGCAAUGUACCGUUUCUGUCUGAGACUGCAAUGUCCUGAAAGCUACUCUCCGGCACCUUUUCUACCCGCUUUGUUUCAGUUACUCGCCUCUGUUGUGCUGAAACACAAUAUUGUGUUUGUGCUUCAAGCGUAAAACAUGAUAUUUGUUUGUGUUGCAAAACAUUGUUGAGAAAUUUGUUGGGGGGACGUCUCAGGAAAUGUUGUAGAUUGCAGAGAUGUCUAAAACAGCUUCUGAUCACCUGUCCCACACACUUCAGAUUUCAAAAAACAUUCCCUAUAUCUCGCAUGAGAUCAUGAGAAUAUGGAACUCAAAAUCGAUUAUAUGAUUCUCGAAGCCUGUAGUCGUGUGAUGUCGAAACUUGUGUUAAAAUUGGGACAUGUUUUCCUGUGGAUUGUUUUUGUGUCAGGGAUUGACCUUUGUUCUUGUCAGAUCCCCAACGUGCUACUGCUUGCGGUAGGCAACCAUGGCAGCAGAGUCCGACCACAAAUCAGAGAACAAAUCACCCGGUCCGAACACAGUCAAUGCGGGAAAGAUCUUCGAAUGGGUUGGGUCCUUAUUUUUCAAUCAGACAGAAAUAGGACCUGCUGGGACGACCUUUGAACAUGAUCCAGCUGCUCCUGCGAUACACCAUGGCCCAGGAUCAACUUGCAACGUUGAUUUGCAUCAAGUUCAAGCUCAUCAGAAGACCAUGAGCGUUUCUGCAGUCGACAUGGUGAAACCCCGUUCUGCCAUGCGAACUACAUUUCGAUCUCGCAAACAGCAAAAACGAGUUCGUUUCUGUACAGCAAUUGAAAACCUGCAAACUUCAGGAUCGAAGGAAAAACUUAGUGAGCAACACCACCAUUACACAAGGUCUAGGAGUUGCUAUCCAGAAACUCUUGCUCACGACAGUGAACAACUCAUGUCAAGCAUCAAGUCGAAUCGUUGCCGAUCAAUGAGUGUGAGAGAAUUCGUGAUAUUCUGAAUGCUUGUAUAUUGAUUAAACUUCAAUUUAAACGUG
This is a messenger RNA of Guillardia theta CCMP2712, 1151 nucleotides long. RefSeq lists its product as hypothetical. Lineage: Eukaryota; Cryptophyceae; Pyrenomonadales; Geminigeraceae. The record is from RefSeq and is a predicted model, not a curated record. The transcript has a single exon. Bases 615 to 1115 code for a protein of 166 amino acids.